GACUGCAUAGCCUGAACACCCAGCUAAGCAAUCAAUUAAUCAUUUACUAUAAUAUAAUACAAAAUUCGGCCUUGGCUGCAUUAGCCUAUAGUUUAUUUUUUAUUACAAAUGUGAUCAAGUGUAAGUACUAGAUGUGUUGGGGAAUUUAACAUGUAACAUUUUAAUUAUAUUCUGCUGAAAUGAACGAAAUGACUCGAAAAAAGAUUCAUUCAUUUUGCUGAACGAGAUUCAAAGAUCCGAGUCAGUAAAAUGAUCCGGACUUUCCAACACUAUUUCUAACCAAUCUGGCAACACAGUGGAGUUUAGGACUGUAGUGAGACGUGGUUUAUCUAGUUAGACAGAGCCGGAUAAGUACGCACAUCAAUUCUGCUCUUCACAUCGCGCUUAAAACUUUCUGUAUCCUCGAAUUAGUUCAUAUAAAAGCUUCUCUCUGUGUGUAUGUAUAAAUAUUUCCGUGUAUGUCUGUGUGUCCGUCUUUGACUGACACUGACUGUGGAUACUCUUUGAGCUCCGAAGUUUUUUUCCCCGUUUUUGGAAAGCCAGUGAUUUGUUACCGGAGAUCCCGCUUGCUGCUGGUCGCAUUUCCACGCCGCUGUAACACGCUGUAACACUCUGUAACAUGGAUCUGUUCGUGUGUAACAUGGCUGUGUUAGUGUGUGAUCUGCGCUGAAACGCGAUGUGGAAAGACGAGUAUGAUGUUCAUUUCCACUUUCUGCUCGAGCUGCUUGAUGCCAAUCUCACAGAUGGCCUGUGCGACUCUGACUCUGAACUGGGCAGCCUGGAGACUUUGGAGAGGGGCAGCACGGAUACCCUCGCCAAUGGUUGCCGUGCCGACGCAGAGGCUGCCAAGCGACUGGCUAAGCGGCUGUUCUACCUGGAGGGCUUCAAACGGUGUGACGUGGCGCGACACCUGGGAAAGAAUAAUGAAUUCAGCCAGAUGGUGGCGUCGGAGUAUCUGAGCUUCUUUGACUUCACAGGGUUGUCCUUAGACAGAGCGCUAAGGAACUUCCUGAAGGCAUUUCCUCUGAUGGGAGAAACGCAGGAGCGAGAGCGAGUCCUGGUGCACUUUUCCAAACGCUUCUGUCACUGUAACCCAGAAGCCCUCACCUCUGAAGAUGGAGCCCAUACACUGACCUGUGCUCUAAUGCUUCUGAAUACAGACCUUCAUGGCCAUAACAUCGGGAAGAAGAUGUCCUGCCAGCAGUUCAUUAGCAAUCUGGAUGGUCUAAAUGAUGGAAAAGAUUUUCCCAAAGAAUUACUCAAGGUGCUGUAUAAUUCAAUAAAGAACGAAAAGCUAGAAUGGGCCAUUGAGGAAGAGGAAUUGAGGAAGAGUCUGUCCGAGCUGGUUGAGGACCAGUGUGAGGCAGGGGGCAAGCGGGUCGUUAGGGUAACGGAUGGUAGUAACCCUUUUAUUGCCAUCCCACUCCUGCUCAAUGCUGCCACGUAUAAACACGGAGUCCUGACCCGUAAGAGCCAUGCAGAUAUGGACGGGAAACGCACCCCGAGAGGACGGCGAGGCUGGAAGAAAUUCUAUGCUGUGCUGAAGGGCAUGAUCCUCUACCUGCAGAAAGACGAGUAUAAGCCUGAUAAGGACCUGUCUGAAGUGGACCUGAAAAACGCAGUGCGUGUGCACCAUGCUUUGGCCACCAGGGCCUGCGACUACAGCAAGAGACCCAAUGUUCUCAAGCUCAAAACAUCAGACUGGAGAGUCUUCCUCUUCCGGGCGCCGAGUGAGGAGGAGAUGAUGUCAUGGAUCUUCAGGAUCAAUUUGGUGGCUGCUCUGUUCUCUGCUCCUGCAUUUCCUGCUGCCAUAGGUUCUAUGAAAAAAUUCAGCAGACCUCUGUUACCAUCAUCUACAACCAGGUUCAACCAGGAGGAGCAACUGAAAUGUCAUGAGAGCAAGCUGAAGCAGAUCUCCUUAGAGGUGGAGGAGCACAAAAGGAAUCCACCAGAGCUCACACCCAAGAGCAAAGAGACAGAGGAGUACCGCAUCAAAGAACACUACCUUACAUAUGAGAAAAGCCGUUAUGAGACGUAUGUCAACCUGCUGCAGGCCAAGUUGCGUGUGGGAAGUGACGACCUGGAUAAAAUCGAGGCCAGUGUAUUCAGUGGAGACAGCAGAGACAGCCACAUGCGCAAAACCCAAUCCAGUCCCUCCAUCAGCCAUGCUCAAGGACUCAACGGACGAGCCGCUCACAAACACACCUCAGAGAGCUCUAACUGAACGCUCAUCGAAGGGUCAAUGAAACUUUGACCUCUGUCUGAGACACAGUUGAGAUGACAGUGGACGACUGAGAUGGUCUGCCACUUUGGAAAAAGGAGAGACACAUGAACGUAGCAUUAAAACGUCCUUAUUAUUUCAAUGCACAGUAAAGUAGGAUUAUUGUAAGUAUUAUUAGUAUUAUUAUAACAACAUUUUAAUACCGAAGUGAACGUUGUGCCAAAAAGGAAAUACAGAAGUAAACGGAGACCGAGGCUGUAUUUAGAGGACCAUGUUUGCAUCACAUGACUGCGGUCGAUUUUGGCAGCACAUGGCAGUUUCCUGUGAUGGUCCAUGAGAUGCACUAUGAUCCCAAGGCUGAUUUUACUGUGAUGUCUGGAGAACACUUACUGCAGCAUCAUGGGGCACCUUUCCUGAUGUCAGUAUAAAAUAACUGUGACAUCAUCACUUGUUUCUGGAGUGUAUUCUUUACAAGGUGGAGACUCAAAGUGAUGGCGUGAUGCCACAUGUCAACGAUGAAGCCAUAACACAUUUAUGGUGACAUCUCAGUGUUUAAGUCCAAAUUGUCCGUUGUGUAUGAAUGGGUGUGUGAAUGUGUAUGUGAUUGUGCCCUGUGAUGGAUUGGCACCCUGUCCAGGGUGUACCCCGCCUUGUGCCCCAUGCCUCCUGGGAUAGGCUCCAGGUUUCCCGCAACCCUGAUGGAUAAGCGGUAUAGAAAUUUUAUGGAUGGAUGGACCUUAGUGUUUGACUAGUCCGUAUGUAGAAUUGGCUUCCUGAUUGUUUUUUUUUUUUUGUUUUUUUUUUGCGUGACAUGUAGCAUUUGGCUUAUUCGCGAGGCCUUUUUGAUGUCUCAGCCUCAGUAGCUGUUUUAAGGGCUCUGUCACAUGCUGAGGUGUUUGUUCAGAUUCAUAUGAGCUGUCUACAGUAUGAUGCAAAUGUCCCCAUUAUUUAUUAUGUCAUAUUUAUUUAUUGUAAAGUUUCUUUUCUGAGCCGUCACAAUGGACUCACAAUUUAUCUCAGUUGAUUUUAUAUAUAAUCUCAGUUCUUUUUCAGUGGAGCUACCUGCUUGGGGUGGUAGAGAACCCAAAUGUGUGGUUCUUGUUCACAGUGUCAUAAAAGAAGACAGGGUAUAUGAUGGAAAACAGGAACAGAAAGUAUUGGAGUGUGUGUAUGUAUGUAUGUGUGUAACAAUGAGAGAAAGAGAGGAAAAGAAAACAGACUGAAAGUGAGUUAAAGUCAUACUGCAGUGUUUAACCUAAUCUCUGUCUAAUGUAUCUGUAGCAUAUGUAUGCUUUCCACAGACGAGUUUCAGAGUGGUUAGCACAUUUGCAUUGCACCUCCAGCUUUGGGGGAUCGAAUCCCCCUCUGCACCAUGUGCGCUUAGCUUGCAUAUUCACCCCAUGCUUCAGAUGUUUCCUCUGGGUACUCUGGUUUCCUUCCCCCAGUCCAAAGACAUGCGUUGUAGGCUGAUUGGCAUUUCCAAAUUGUCUGUAAUGUGUGUGUGAUUGUGCCCUGCGAUGGGUUGGCACCUAAUCCAGGGUGUCCCUUGUCUUGUGAUGCAAGUUCCUUGUGAUAGGCCCCCUUUGAUACUGUGUAGGAUAAGUGUUACGGAAAAUUGGAUGGAGGCUCCGUGAUUAAGGCUUUGGGCUACUGAUCAGAAGCUUGUUAGUUCAAAUCAUUACACAGCAGCAAUGCUAUGCAGCAAAGUGACUCGUUAAGUUACUCGUGACAAAGUGACUCGCUCCAACGAGCGCUGGCAAUUUCCGGUGACAGGAGGCAAAUCAACUAUUAACGACACAAAAUAUAGUGGCAAGCGAAGCAACAAAGUUAAUGUAAAAGAGAAGCAAAGCAAUUUGGUGACUACUAAUGGUGUGCAUAUCGCACUACUCUGGCUCUACCAGUGAAAUCAUGGCAUCUGGCAGAAAGACUAAUGAUCAAUAAGUUGAUUAAAAUAGAAAUAAGUAAAGCAAAGAUCAAUAAACCAAGAUCACAUGUAAGUGACCGGCAUAGAAGAAUUUGAAUGAUGCACAGCAAAAAAUGUAUGUUUUUAUAUACACAGAUCAGCCAUGACCUUAGAACUACUGAGAGGUGAAGUGAAUAAAAUUGAUUAUUUCCUUACAAUGGCACUUGUCAAAGGGUGGGAUAUAUUAUGCGGCAAGUGAACAGUCAGUUCUUGAAGUUGAUGUGUUGGAAGCAGGAGAAAUUAGCGAGCAUAAGGAUCUGAGUGACACUGACAAGGGCCAUAUUGUGAUGGCUGGACGACUGGAUCAGAGCAUCUCCAAAAAGUCCAGUCUUGUUGGGUGUUCCCCCGGUGUUGGUGUUCAAGGUGUUGACUUGGCCUCCAAAUUCCCCAGAUCUCAAUCCAGUUGAGCAUCUGUGGGAUGUACUGGCCAAACAAGUCAGAUCCAUGGAGGCCCCAUCUCACAACUUACAGGACUUAAAGGAUCUGCUGCUAAUGUCUUGGUGCCAGAUACCACAGCACACCUUCAGAGGUCUUGUGGAGGCCAUGCCUUGACAGGUCAGAGCUGCUUUGGCAGCACAAGGAGGACCUACACAAUAUUAGGCAGGUAGAUUUAAUGUUAUGGCUGAUCAGUGUAUUUUAUGCAAGUGGAACAAUACAGUAAAUCCAGUUACAGACACUUUCCCUGUCAUGAUUUGUGGUAUUCAAGUGCUCUGUCAAUUCUGGUAACCCCAGAUACUUCCAUCUGAAUAAAGUAGUCUAACAGAUGAAAUAAACAGCUAAAUUUCCAAAUAUAAUCGACUCCAGAUGUAAUAAAAAAUGUUCUACAAAAAUACAUGUUCUGCAUAAAUGUUUAAUGACCCUAAAAUCUGCCCUUCAUUAAUUUUCUAUUAAUUCCUUUUGAGUCAUCUCAUGUCUUGUCCAUGGUGUUUACACAUAUGCUACAGAUGCUGUAGAUGAAGUUUACAAUAAGUGAAAAAAACCACUGGAGUAUGACUUUAAGUGCUAUGUCAAAGUGCAACAGUGAAGAAGAUUUCUAUAUGCUUGAAAGUGACACGGGAGUCGUAGUCUUCUCGCAGCGGACCAAAAGAAGCCUUCCCAACAAACAUGAAUAGAGCCUGAAGCAGCAGGACUGCAAAUUCAGACCAAGAUAUCUACUCAUAUCUACAUCACGCACUGUAGCUUAAUGGACUAAAUGAUACAAAUCUGUUCAAAUGCAUUAUUAUGCUGUAAAUCACUACCGUGUACAUGGGAUCAGCGUUAUGUUUGCAGACAAGGACUGCUAACGGCACUAUGUCCACACUUAGCUCUUCAGCAGCAGCACAGUCAACCCCUGGUGUCUCUACCCAUGCCCAUGGUACAGACUUUGUGUGUUUGAGCAAGUGCAAGUAGAUUUUUCUAGUGCAGUUUUGAUGCAUGAUGACAGUGAGAGUGAGAAAAUGAGCUUGUGGCUCUUGCACUGCUAUAUAUGAAAUAACAUAAAGAGCUGCAAUUUUAUACACUCUUUAGUAACUGCUUUCAUAAACUGACUUCCCUAUACUUGUCGCUUUGGCUGUUGUGCUAACUAUGAUUUUCCCCAAUGUUUAGGGUAGAACACACAAUGCUGUUGUAAUAAAAAAGAUUGUGAUGAUUAUUUUAUAAUUUCCCCAGCUCCGUUGGCAUAUUUCCUCAUAACUCACCCAUUUGUUCCUGAUAAAAAUGGAAAGAACUGAUUGGUUCACUUGAUUCGAUGCUCUAUGCUGCUCUGCCGCUCACAGCACAGUUGAAUACAGUGGACAAGAGCAGCAAAAAAGCUGACGAUCAUUAGUUAGCUAGCAAAAAAAACAAAAUAGUUAGCCAUUAGCAAAUUAUCAACUCAUGCCUGGGGGACAUCACCAGCUUGGCCAGACAACACACUCUAAGCAAGAAAGCAAAUGAUAAUCAGCUAAAAAUACAGAGACAGUCAAAGAAAUUGGGCACUACAGUCAACUAGGCUUGAGAGACUAAAGAUGGUUGAGCAAACGCACACUGUUAAUAAACUUGCCAGCUAACAAUAGCAUUGAAGAAAUGCCAUUAUUAGCUGUACGCAUUCUACAGAACAUGUUUUGUGAGGACAGCCCCAGCAACUUCCUUGAAAGUGUCGAGGAAAUUGGUUUUUCACAAUUUUCUCAAUACAGGGCUAUUUUUAUCUGUGGUAAAUACAAAUAUACUACAAAUGUGGUAGCUAGAGAUUAAGUUUACAUGCGGGAUUACUCAUUUAAUCCUAUGUUAAAGUAAAAGAGUGAAGACGAUGAUUUUUAUAUUCUCAAAAAUGAUGACUCACAAGCUAGAAGCUUUCCCAACAAACAGGAAGAAGCAGGACUGCAAGUUCAGACCAUGAAAAAUUAGGAAAACAAACUGAUAGCAAACUUACCAGAUAAUGUUAGCUAUCCAACCAAAAACACCUGAUGGAGCAUGAAACUCUGGAAGUCCAGAAAGGCCAUGAGAAAUCCAGAAAGGCCAUCUCUGUGAGAAAACGUUAUGAUCUCGAGAAAACACAUAGCUGUUAACACUUUCC
Messenger RNA from Ictalurus furcatus (blue catfish), 6717 nucleotides. RefSeq names its product pleckstrin and Sec7 domain containing 2 (gene psd2). The coding region runs from base 677 to 2224 and encodes 515 amino acids. The transcript has 13 exons. Gene Ontology annotation, biological process: regulation of ARF protein signal transduction. Lineage: Eukaryota; Metazoa; Chordata; Actinopteri; Siluriformes; Ictaluridae. The record is from RefSeq and is a predicted model, not a curated record. Gene Ontology annotation, molecular function: phospholipid binding; protein binding; guanyl-nucleotide exchange factor activity.